GAAGUCUUGGUUUGUAGUCCGCAGGAAAAUCCCUGAAGGAGGAAGAAACGUCGUUGUCAUCCUCCUCCGAGCCGAGCCUUCAUCAUUAUCAUCAUCUUCACCUUCAUCAUUGCCAGUGUUUCUGCUGAGUCAUGGCCGGAGCUCUGAGGAUGACUGAACCUCCGUUCCUCAACGUCUACGACAAUGAUCUGCAGUUGAAUUUGAAUCCGUACGACUACAUUCCUCCAGUGGACAUAAAGAUUGAGCCCUACAUACCAGAGACAGCUCAUGGUCCAUAUAUUCAGAUCAUCGAGGAGCCCAAACAGAGGGGAUUUCGUUUCCGUUACGAGUGUGAAGGUCCGUCACAUGGUGGCCUUCCAGGAGCCUCCAGUGAGAAGAACAGGAGAACAUACCCGACUGUAAAGAUCAAUAAUUACAUGGGUCAUGCCCGGGUAGAGGUCCAGCUGGUGACCCACUCUGACCCUCCUCGCGUCCACGCCCACAGUCUGGUUGGACGUCACUGCACCGAGAAUGGCACAUGCACACUCGACAUCGGCCCAAAUGACCUCACCGCCUCAUUUAGUAAUUUGGGGAUCCUCCAUGUGACCAAGAAAGGUGUCGUCGAGGUUCUGACCAGGAGGCUGAGAGAAGAGAGGAAAAGACAGAAAGGAGCUCACUGUCACCUGACAGAUUCAGAGGAGACGUCCAUCCAAAAGGAGGCCAAGGAGCUCGGGAAGGUGAUGGACCUGAACAUCGUCAGGCUGAAGUUCACCGCGUACCUGCAGGACAGUAACGGAGCUUUUACCAGAGCGCUGAAACCCGUUGUCUCCAACCCUAUCUACGACAGCAAGUCACCAAACGCCUCAAACCUUAAGAUCUCUCGGAUGGAUAAAACUUGUGGCUCCGUCCUCGGAGGAGACGAGAUCUUUCUGCUCUGCGACAAAGUCCAAAAAGAUGACAUUGAGAUCCGUUUCUAUGAAGAGGAUGAAGAGGGAUGCUGGGAGGCAUACGGAGACUUUUCACCCACCGACGUUCACAAACAGUAUGCCAUUGUGUUCAAAACGCCAGCCUAUCACAGCACAGAGAUCGAGCGACCCGUCACCGUCUUCCUGCAGCUGAGGAGGAAGAAGGCCGGUGACAGCAGCGACCCCAAACAGUUCACCUACAUCCCCCAGGUCCAAGACAAAGAGGAGGUGCUGAGGAAGAAGCAGAAGCCGCUGCCUCACUAUGAAAACUGGAGAGGAGGAGGAGGAGGAAGAGGUGGAGGAGCUGGAGGAUUUGGAGGAGGAGGAGCUGGGGGAGGAGGAGGAGGAUUCCAGUUCCACCAGCAGAUGAACGGAGUUGGAGGUGGAGGAACUGGAGGCUUUUAUACUGGAGGUUUCUCCAGCUUUGGUGGAGGGGGAGGGGCUCAGAUGUCAGGCUCUGCCCCUCAGGCAGGCUUUGUCCAGCAACAACUGAGCGGACAGACAGGCUCACCGCUGCAGCAGCAGCUGUUUCAGAUCGCUGCCACCCUGAACAGCAGAGCCUCUCAGAGCGCCAGACAAACCGCCGCCGCCCUGCUGCAGUACUGCAGCACUGGAGAUGCUCGGGUCCUUCUGGCCAUCCAGAGACACCUCUGUGGCAUCCAGGACAGCAACGGAGACACUCCGUUACAUCUGGCCAUCAUCCACCAGCAGACAGCUGUGAUCCAGCAGCUGAUUCACACUCUGCUCAGCAGCCAGCAGCAGAUCGUCCUCAACACGACCAACCACCUCCAACAGACUCCUCUACACCUGGCUGUCAUCACCCGGCAGGUGAAGGUGGUCGAGGUGUUGCUGAGGGCCGGUGCCGACCCCAGUCUGCCCGACAAAGAUGGUCGCAGCCCCCUCCACCUGGCAACGCUGGCUGGAGACCACAACACGCUCCGCCUCCUAUUGGCUCACCUGGGGGAACGCCACGCCCACCUGGUCAACACCCCCGACUACCACGGUCUCCACCCGCUGCACCUGUCUGUGAGGAGGGAUGGCGAGCGCUGCCUCCGUCUGCUGGUGGAGGGCGGAGCCAAAAUCAACGCCCCCGAGCAGAAGAGUGGAUACACGGCACUCCACCUGGCCGUCAGAGAAAACCUGUUCAAGAUGGCCUGCACUCUCAUCACUGAGCUGAAGGCUGAUGUCAACGCCUGCACGUUCGGAGGAAACACGCCGCUGCACCUGGCAGCCAGUCUAGGCUCGCCGACACUCUGCUCGAUGCUCAUCGCUGCAGGUGCCGAUAAAAACAUGGAGAACGAUGAGCCGCUCUUCUUCAGCUCCUCAUCGGAUGAAGAACACGACCAGGACGAACCUGCCAGAGACGAAUCCGCCUCACCGCCGAUCAACGCUCGAAAGAGACCCGCAGGAGGACACACAGCUCUGGACCUCGCCAAGUGUCAGAAGGUGAGGAACCUGUUAAACUCCAGACCAAAGUCAAGCCGUCACAGCAGCAAAAAGAUCAAACCAAGCAGCAACGAAGAGGUGGAGGCUUCGGGGCUGGACGAGGAGACUUUGUCCCGGCUGGUGGAGGUUCUGAGUGUUGGAGACGUUCCCUGGAAGAAGCUGGCAGAGAAGCUGGGCAUGAUGACGCUGACUCACCUGUACCAGGACAGUCCGAUCCCCUGCCACCACCUGCUGCAGCACUACAAGCUCGGUGGAGGUGCAAUCGAAGGUCUGGCUGAAGCUCUUCAGUCUCUCGGUCUGACAGAAGGAGUCCGACUGCUGAGAAACACUGAACUACGAGACGACAAACACAGCACAGACGCCACAGUCGACAGCGGCUUCGGCAGUCAGCCAAUGGAAGAAGAGGAGCCACCAGUGGCCAAUCAGUGACAAGCAGGAAUCCUAUAUCGGAUUCUUAAGAACUUGCAGACUGAAACAUCCAGCAGGACUGAGACUGGUUUCAUUUACAGCAGAGUUGGACUGAUGCUGUAAAUUCAGAAACAGGAACUUCAACGGUUUGCUUUUACAAAAACGUGUUUGUGGCUUUUAAAAUCUUUGAAAUUCUGAGAAUUUGAGGCAAAAAUAAAAUCAGUCGAGUUUUAAAAACUUAACAUUCCUGUUUUUACUAAAAAUACAAAUAAAGCAGAUGUAAACUGAAAAUCUCCAUGAGGUUGUAUCAUAGACAUCAAACUGUUUUCUUUGUUUUCAGUUUUUCAACCUUUUUGAACUAAUUUAUAUUUUACUUUUGUCAUUUUGUUUUUAUGAAAGAGUUUAUUUCUGUGUGAUGUUGACGGAGCGAUUAAAUCAAUAAUCUGUUCAGUGUUUGUGGGUGAAAUAAUCAAAAAAUCUGUUGUGUUUACACUCGAUGUUUGUGUGGUUUUACCUGAAGAGCUGAGCUGCUUCUUUAUAUUCUCCACUCUGGAAACUGGAUUUUUUAACUUUCGAUCUGGUCUGGAACGCAUCAGGAGGCCGUGUGACUCACCUGUCAAUGGUUUUUUAGCUUCUUAUUCAGCUGAAAUGAAAUCUAUGUAACACCAUUUGUGCUGAGGAAAAAAAUGUAUAAGAUGUUACAUGUUGUGAAUAACAAAAAUAAAAAUGACUUAUUGAAAGUAAAAUUGA
This is a messenger RNA of Acanthochromis polyacanthus (spiny chromis), 3548 nucleotides long. It is a transcript of the gene nfkb2, whose product is annotated as nuclear factor of kappa light polypeptide gene enhancer in B-cells 2 (p49/p100). Gene Ontology annotation, molecular function: DNA-binding transcription factor activity, RNA polymerase II-specific; protein binding; RNA polymerase II cis-regulatory region sequence-specific DNA binding. NCBI's taxonomy places the organism in Eukaryota, Metazoa, Chordata, Actinopteri, Pomacentridae. The record is from RefSeq and is a predicted model, not a curated record. The transcript is spliced from 23 exons. Gene Ontology annotation, biological process: innate immune response; response to cytokine; non-canonical NF-kappaB signal transduction. Bases 132 to 2819 code for a protein of 895 amino acids. Gene Ontology annotation, cellular component: cytoplasm.